AAAAUUUCUCGACAAAUCCUUUACUUUUUUAAAAGGCCAUAUUCUUUUUGCUGAAUUUUUUGCAUCGUUAAUUUUAUCUUUUUUUCACUCCAAAGUCCAACAUAAAAAAAGCGGGCCCAAACGAACUCACGGACUGGAUGUAAGAUCAGACCUGAAGUUGGCUAAACUGAUUGUGUAAUCGAUUCAAACAUGGCUGCUUCCUUGAUCAGAACGUGUACAAAAUUUAGGUGAUUAUUUUUUUUCUUGAGAAUAUUGUCACACGAUGAUCAAAGCUGUAUCCUCGAGAUUUGCUGUACAUUUAUUGAGGCAGCCACUCCGUGAUAUUGUCAGAGGUGACAAUGUAAGGAAAUACAAUUUACACAGUUUAUUCCUCGCUUGCACGCAAUGCCAGCGUUACCAUACAACCCCACAAUAUUUCAAGAGCAAGCCAAAGAGGCAAGUGAAUGUUUUUACUCAAAUUAAACCAAAGAAAAGUCUGCCAGUUGUGGAUAUAUGGAAAAGAAUGACGGUAUCAGAGCUGGCAACAUCUACUGGAAGAGAUAUAAAUGAUGUCAUAGAUGCAAUUUAUCUGUCUGAUUCACACAACUCACUUGAACGUUAUAAUAAAAAUACUAUCAUAGAGGAUUCAAAUGUAUUGCACAAUGCUGUACGGAAACUCGGGGUAAAAUUUAAAGUGAUUCCUAGACCAGACGACAAAGAAGAGGAGGUUACAAAGGACUGCAACGUUGUUAAGCGGCCUCCACCGGACGAAUCUGUACUGAUAAAACGUCGUCCAGUGGUAACAAUUAUGGGCCAUGUCGAUCAUGGAAAAACUACAUUGCUAGACACAUUACGUAACACAUCAGUUGUGAAAAUGGAGUUUGGUGGUAUCACCCAACAUAUUGGAGCUUUCAAUGUAACAUUGGAAACUGGGGAAACGAUAACAUUUUUGGACACUCCUGGACACGCGGCUUUCAAUAUUAUGCGAAUGAGAGGCGCACAAGUAACUGACAUUAUAGUAUUAGUUGUCGCAGCAGAUGACGGCGUGAUGGAGCAAACCAUAGAAAGUAUACAGAUGGCAAAAGCUGCAAAUGUCCCAGUUAUUGUGGCUAUCAAUAAAAUAGAUAAACCGGAAGCCGACAUCGCGAGAACACAAAAGAUGCUUGCGCAACAAGGGAUUCAAGUAGAGGCAUUGGGCGGGGAUAUUCAGAGUGUUAAUGUAUCAGCAUUGCACGGGACCAACUUAAAUAUCUUGAUAGAAGCUAUAGCGUUACAAGCCGAGCUUGUGGGACUAAAGGGUGACCCGACGGGAUUAGUCGAAGCUGUCGUAAUCGAGUGUUCUACCGAUCGUCAACGCGGCAAAUUAGCAACAGCUUUAAUUCAACGUGGUACAUUGAGGAAGGGCGCAUUUCUUGUAUGCGGGUUAACAUGGGCUAAAGUAAGAGCUAUGUUUGACCAUUCCGGAAAUCCAGUUAUGGAAGCCAAGUUAUCCGAUGCUGUGCAAAUUAUCGGAUGGAAGGAUUUACCCACUGCCGGAGAUGAGAUAUUAGAAGUUGAGAAUGAAAAACAGGUACGCAUGGUAAUGCGAUACAGAGAAGCAGAGAAAGCUGCACAGAUGGCAGAGGAACAUAAAAUUGCAGCGGACAAAAAACAUGAAGAAUAUCUAAAAGAAUACAAAGAACAUCUGGCAAAAAGAAGAGAACUUGGCAGAUACGCGAAGCUAUCAAAACUUGUUAAAAAUGAUAAGCCCGAUGAUGGAAUACCUAAACUUAACGUUGUCAUAAAAGGUGAUGUUGCUGGCUCUGUAGAGGCUAUAUUAGACGUUUUUAAUACAUAUGGGAGUGACGACAAAUGUCAAUUAAGUGUCGUUCACUACGGCGUCGGACCUGUUACGGAGACGGAUUUACAAAUGGCAGACGCAUUUGAUGCCAUUAUAUAUCCUUUUAACAUUGGUGUAACGAAAGACCUGCAACAAGAAGCUAAUAAAAAAAAGAUUUCAAUUCGUCCAUUCAAUGUGAUAUAUAAGCUUAUUGAUGAUGUUAAAAAGGAAUUAAACAAGAAACUUCCAACGGUUGACGCCGAAGAAGUGAUAGGCGAAGCAAAUGUAUUGCAAGAGUUCGAGAUCACAGAUAAAAAAAAGAAAGUAAAGGUUGCGGGCUGCCGAUGCGUUAAAGGCAAUCUCAAGAAGAAUGCGAUGUACCGUUUGAUGCGUGAACAGGAAAUUCUCUAUACUGGGAAGUUGUUGUCAAUGAGACAUAUGAAAAAUGAAACGGAAACGAUUAAGACUGAUGUUGAAUGUGGCUUGAGGUUCGAUGAUCCUACGGUGUCUUUUAAAGCUGGGGACGUUUUAAUUUGUUAUCAGAUGUACCAGAAACCGCAAGUUACUGACUGGGAUCCUGGAUUCUAAAGAAGGUCCAUUAGAUCACCGUGAUAGAAUAUUCAGGAUCGUAUGCGGCACAUUAGGACGCGUAAGUCUCGCGAAAACGACGUUGAAGAUGCUGAUACGCCGUGAGGACGCUGCGCUUCUUUUUCUGAAGGCGACAAGGAGUUGUUUCCUGCGUGGCUACGGUGAUCUUUGUAUCUAACGGCUCGAUAGGAA
Solenopsis invicta (red fire ant) is the source of this 2578-nucleotide messenger RNA. It is a transcript of the gene mIF2, whose product is annotated as translation initiation factor IF-2, mitochondrial. Bases 263 to 2386 code for a protein of 707 amino acids. Gene Ontology annotation, molecular function: GTPase activity; translation initiation factor activity; GTP binding. The transcript has 12 exons. Gene Ontology annotation, biological process: translational initiation. The record is from RefSeq and is a predicted model, not a curated record. NCBI's taxonomy places the organism in Eukaryota, Metazoa, Arthropoda, Insecta, Hymenoptera, Formicidae.